Molecule: messenger RNA, 471 nt
Organism: Habropoda laboriosa
Lineage: Eukaryota; Metazoa; Arthropoda; Insecta; Hymenoptera; Apidae
Exons: 5
Coding region: 1-471 (156 amino acids)
Biological process (GO): sensory perception of smell; detection of chemical stimulus involved in sensory perception of smell
Cellular component (GO): plasma membrane
Molecular function (GO): olfactory receptor activity; odorant binding
Source: RefSeq, a predicted model, not a curated record
AUGGAAGAAGCGUAUGCAAGGGUAUGCCACUCGGUUAAGGCACACCAGCACGCCAUAAAUUAUAUUACAGAAAUUGAACAAGUUCAUGGCACGUACCUCUUCAUAGCAGUGGGAAUGGUUAUGAUGUCAUUCAGUAUCACGUUAGUCAGGGUAUCCACGAUGAACCCUUGCGUGGAGUUCUACAAGUAUUGCGGUUUCUUGGUGGUGCAACUGGUACAUUUGCUUUUCCUUUCUAUCCAGGGACACUUCGUUAUAGUCUCGCAUGACACGACUUACGAUAAUAUAUACAGCGCUACAUGGUACAACGGUACACCGAAAGUGCAAGCUUUAUACGUGCUAGCUUUGAGAAGGAACUUGACUCCACCGCUGAUUACUGCCGGAGGACUGAUCUCCUUGAAUUUGGAGACUUUCGCGGAGAUCCUCCGUGAACAGAGUAGAAAAUUGGACCAAAUCGUGAAGCAAAAUCUGUGA